This is a messenger RNA of Mytilinidion resinicola, 1096 nucleotides long. RefSeq lists its product as uncharacterized. The coding region runs from base 1 to 1071 and encodes 356 amino acids. The transcript has a single exon. Gene Ontology annotation, molecular function: nucleic acid binding. NCBI's taxonomy places the organism in Eukaryota, Fungi, Ascomycota, Dothideomycetes, Mytilinidiales, Mytilinidiaceae. The record is from RefSeq and is a predicted model, not a curated record.
AUGGCCCACCACCACCUUGGAGGACGCUCCAGGGGGGCCAAUGAUACCCCUACUGCCAUGAAAGCUGCUGUUAUUACAAUGCACCUCUUCUUUCAAGUUCCGUUCACCCAUAUUGAGGCCAAGACUGGUGUCUCUGAGUCUACAGCUACAAAGAUCUACUCCCGGGCACGGCAGGAUGCUGGGAAUGAGGAUUUUCAUGAUAUGCUUGCAUCUCUUUCACCCAAAUCAGAGCGCCCAGGAAGGGUACCAAAGGUCAAGCAAGGAAGCAAGCUAUCCCAUGAGAUCCGCCAAGAUAUAUUGCGAUGGGAGGACUAUAGGUUUGAAGAAGCUGCUGCACCGGCGCUCCACAAGCAUGGAGUGAAAGCAGCCAGAUCCUUAAUCGAACGCGUUGCCCAUCAGCAUACGGAUCCUCUCUGCCAUGGGCCAAUUGUACGUGGAAUUCCACCCAAGAAGCCAGCCCUCAAUGCCUCUCAAAAAGAAGCCCGAUUUGAGCACUGCUCCUGGCUUGAAGAUCUCAUCAAAAGGACCCAAGGAAAAGUCAUCAUUAUUUGUUCAGAUGAAUCACGAAAGCAAUUCGGGCCUGGCCAUUCUGGAGGAGGCAAAGCUAGAGUCUCUAGGCCUAUGGGAAAAGAUGCCAAUGAGUAUGCAAUACCCGAGAAAUCUGCCAAGUUCUCCUUCUCCUUUUGGGGUGCCAUGUGCUCAGAUGACCGCAUUCCAAGGCCUUGCAUUGUAUGGGAGCCAGAGUCUCAAGAGCAGAAGGAUGAGCUUGAAAAGAAGCUCAUCAAAGACAAUGAGGAUGCGAAGGAAAGGGCUGAGAGGUCUCAAAGGAAUGCCAACAUCCAAGGGACCUGGGAGUACAACCACAUGAAAUCAGUGAAUUAUAAGAUUCGAGGUGACAAUGAGCGCCUCACGCAGCAAGGAAUUCAAAAGGGAAGGCGCUAUACACGAAGGCCCGAGCAGGAGUUCAAAUAUGAGGUAUUCACUCGAGGAAAAGGCAAGGGUAUGGAUGCUGCUUGGUACGCCAACAAUAUUCUAAAGCUAUUGCUCUAUCCUUACUAUUUUGCUGUAUAAAAGCAAACCCGGAUAAAGAGGUCUG